AUGGAGGACCAAGAGGAGGAUCAAGAGGGGGACCCAGAGGAGGACCAAGAGGGGGACCAAGAGGGGGACAAAGAGGGAGACCAAGAGGAGGACCAAGAGGAGGACCAAGAGGAGGACCAAGAGGAGGACCAAGAGGAGGACCAAGAGGAGGACCAAGAGAAACGGGAGGAUCCGGAGCGGGCGAGUCCUCGCGGCGCCGUCGUCUGGCGCGAGGUUGGGGAUGAUGAAGGAAGUAAAAGCAAGGAGAAAGGUUGGCGUCUCGAUGAUUUAUGCCCUUGGCGUCGUCGGAGCAGCGCUGUUGGUUAG
Messenger RNA from Drechmeria coniospora, 306 nucleotides. RefSeq lists its product as uncharacterized. The transcript has a single exon. Bases 1 to 306 code for a protein of 101 amino acids. Lineage: Eukaryota; Fungi; Ascomycota; Sordariomycetes; Hypocreales; Ophiocordycipitaceae. The record is from RefSeq and is a predicted model, not a curated record.